Molecule: messenger RNA, 411 nt
Organism: Zychaea mexicana
Lineage: Eukaryota; Fungi; Mucoromycota; Mucoromycetes; Mucorales; Lichtheimiaceae
Exons: 5
Coding region: 1-411 (136 amino acids)
Cellular component (GO): fungal-type vacuole membrane
Source: RefSeq, a predicted model, not a curated record
AUGCUGCUGCUGCUGUUACUGUUGAUGUAUGAUUCCGGACCUGAUGGUGGCUAUGGCUGGGCAGUAGUCGCUGGUGCAUUUUUUGGCUACUUUACUUCAUUUGGAACGGAAACGGCCUGGUUCUUUUGGACCUUUAUUUCAGAUCCUCAGUGCACACUUUGGCGUUCGACCUGUGAUCGUGAUGGGCGUUAUCAUAUUUUAGGACUGGAAUUAGCGGGUUUCACAAGUCAAAUCUGGCAUUUGUACCUUACGCAAGGUGUUCUUUUUGGUUUGGGAUCAGCAUUCCUAUAUGUGUCUGCAUUGAGCGUCCCAUCGCAAUGGUUCAACAAACGACGAGGACUGGGAUUGGGCAUAGUUACCUAUGGUGCUGGUGUCGGAGGCGUCGUUUUGCCUUUUGUGAUAAUGAGUUGA